Molecule: messenger RNA, 3092 nt
Organism: Apis mellifera (honey bee)
Lineage: Eukaryota; Metazoa; Arthropoda; Insecta; Hymenoptera; Apidae
Gene: nAChRalpha4
Product: nicotinic acetylcholine receptor alpha4 subunit
Exons: 12
Coding region: 779-2488 (569 amino acids)
Biological process (GO): signal transduction; nervous system process; chemical synaptic transmission
Cellular component (GO): postsynaptic membrane; neuron projection; synapse
Molecular function (GO): transmembrane signaling receptor activity; acetylcholine-gated monoatomic cation-selective channel activity
Source: RefSeq, a predicted model, not a curated record
AAAGUGUACAAGUACAACUCGAUGACAAAGAACAUUUAGAAUUGGAGCGAAUUUCGUGUGUUUCAUAGUAUAUAACUUGAUUUGUUAUAUACUUCGAUGGUAUAUAACUAUUUGUUUUUGUAUGAGGCAGAUUCAAAUAAUCGCGUAACUCAUUUUUGAUGGGGAUACUUGCAACGAUUACUUUCGAGAACGGAAAAACUGUUUUGUUAAAUCGUUGAAAUUUGAUAAAAAUCGAAUUCCUUUACGAAUUACGAUUUUUUAAACGGUCAAUCAAAUUUGUCGAAAACUUUAUUCAUCUAUUUUUCGGUUAAUCCACGCGAUUAAUCUUUUUGAAGAAUCGCGAUACGUGCAUUUGUGGAAUAGCGAAGCGCGCCAUAAACUUAACGUAUACCACGUACGUGUAUAUUUACGUGGUGGCGUUCAGGAAUCGGAACACGGCGGAAGAAAAUAACUUAAAGUGUUCGCGUGAGACAAGUUAGAACGAAUUGCAGCGCAUUCGUGUGAACAUUGUUGAGACAUUGUAUGAUUUUUGGUGUUGUUGUGUUACGAUGAACCAAGUCAUCGCGCGGUCCUCGUAAAAGAAGGUCAUCUUUUCUGCGGGCUGCGAUUAUCCGAAAUAAAAUAUCAUUGACCCAGUUAGCAGCGCAAAAGUAAUUAGACAUUCGUGGUGGAGUAGACUAACAGGGACCGUAGAUUCGUGGUCCGCGGUUAGUGUACCCGAGCGGGGGCUCGAGGGGGACUAGUGCGUCGGUCAUAGUGGAGGAGACAGGGGUCCACGAUGCCCCCCAUAAUAGGGGAAACGUUGCGUGUAUGGUUCCUCUCGGCGUUGGUGGUUCACGGUGCUGUCGCUGGCAAUCCGGACGCGAAACGCCUUUACGACGACUUGCUUUCUAACUAUAACAAACUAGUGCGCCCUGUUGUGAAUACCUCGGACGUGCUACGCGUGUGCAUCAAGUUGAAACUCUCCCAGCUCAUCGACGUGAAUUUGAAGAAUCAAAUCAUGACGACGAAUCUGUGGGUGGAACAGUCAUGGUACGAUUACAAGUUACGAUGGGAGCCGAAGGAGUACGGAGGAGUUAAAAUGUUACACGUGCCAUCCGAUCACAUAUGGCGGCCCGAUAUAGUCCUCUACAACAACGCGGACGGCAACUUCGAGGUGACCUUGGCCACGAAGGCCACCAUCUACCAUCAAGGAUUGGUCGAGUGGAAGCCCCCCGCCAUUUAUAAAUCAUCCUGCGAGAUCGACGUGGAGUACUUCCCAUUCGACGAGCAGACCUGUGUCCUCAAGUUCGGUUCGUGGACCUAUGACGGCUUUAAGGUCGAUCUAAGGCAUAUGGACGAGAAAUCGGGAAGCAAUGUGGUGGAUGUCGGAGUCGACCUCUCCGAAUUCUACAUGUCGGUAGAAUGGGAUAUUUUAGAAGUACCUGCAGUACGAAACGAAAAAUUUUACACCUGCUGCGACGAGCCGUACCUGGAUAUUACAUUUAAUAUAACAAUGCGAAGAAAAACACUUUUCUACACUGUGAACAUAAUUAUUCCGUGUAUGGGAAUUUCCUUUCUUACGGUACUGACGUUUUAUCUACCUAGCGACAGCGGGGAAAAGGUCACGCUCUCCAUUUCCAUUCUCAUCAGUCUUCACGUGUUUUUCCUGCUGGUCGUCGAGAUCAUUCCACCUACGUCGCUGGUCGUGCCGCUGCUUGGAAAGUACCUGAUAUUCGCCAUGAUACUCGUUUCGAUAAGUAUAUGCGUGACAGUGGUUGUACUUAAUGUCCACUUCCGAUCGCCACAAACUCACAAAAUGGCACCUUGGGUGAAGAGGGUUUUCAUCCAUAUUCUUCCUCGCUUGUUGGUCAUGCGAAGGCCUCAAUAUAAAUUCGAAACAAAUAGAUAUAGUUCUGGAAGAGUAUUAAUGAGAACAGUCAGAGGAAAGGAAAAAACCUGUUAUUAUCCUUAUCAUCCAUCUACUCAAGAGGAUAGCGAAGAACAUCUAACGCCAAAACGAUUUCACAGUCGUGCCGCAUCAAAAGAAGAUCUUUCACCUUCCAGUCUCGCUGAUGGCGCAAGGUUCGGCGGAAGUUGCUUAAUCCACGGGCCGCCAUUACCACCGCUUCCUCUUCACACGGAAUGCGAAGACCUAUCUGUUUCCGGCGAGGCAGGGAUCGAGGAGGUUAAAAGUCCUGUCCUCCGAAGCCCUCCUGCUUUCUCGCAUUCGCGCUGCCCUCCCGAAAUUCACAAAUCCUGCAUCUGUGUGCGCUUCAUCGCAGAACACACGAAAAUGCUCGAAGACUCGACAAAGGUGAAAGAAGACUGGAAAUACGUGGCGAUGGUCUUAGACAGGCUGUUCCUCUGGAUCUUCACGUUGGCGGUGCUGGUAGGCACAGCUGGGAUCAUCCUACAGGCACCGACCCUCUACGACGACCGGGUACCAAUUGAUAAAAAAUUCAACGAAUUCGGAACCACGGCGGUGGUAAACUGUCCGCCACAAUAGUCCAUGCCCGAGCCCUGCGCCGUAGAGAAAGACUAAGGACCAACAUCCGGAUGUAAUUGUCGCUAUCAAUCCCGGAAUCCCAUCCUAGUCUUCUAGAAACAUUCAACUUUCCAUCGUUGUCCAAUAAACGAAAUUACGGUAAAAGGGCUCCAUUCCCACGAAGCGAUUAUGUUAAAUACACGAAAUGCACAUAAAUGUUUCAAUGAAAAGAAAUGGGAACGACGAAUGAAGGUUCGAGGAAAGUAGCAGUAGUAGUAGUACGAAAAUCUUUGCAUUCUCGUUUGGACAUGAAAUUGACAAACGAGCAAUACAAUAGAACGUCGAUUACUUGAAUUUAGGUUAUUCAAAUGAUGAUUGAUUAUUCGAACACGAGAUAUGCAUGUGUUUCUAAACGAAAUUGAUCGUAUAAGAAAAUUCUGAGUUUUAAUGAAAAUUUGUAUAAAUAUAAUAUAAAUAUAAUUGUUAAAAUUUUUCCAUUCUUUCGUUUGUUUUGAAUUCAAUGUUGCCUGAGAAGUUUUUUUACAACAGGAUGAAAGAGCGUUUUUUAUAUAAAAAAUUUUGCUUAUCUCACGUCAUUAUUCAAUUAUAUUUAAAAAAUUAAAAU